Perca fluviatilis (European perch) is the source of this 1343-nucleotide messenger RNA. RefSeq names its product hes family bHLH transcription factor 2, tandem duplicate 1 (gene hes2.1). The transcript is spliced from 3 exons. The record is from RefSeq and is a predicted model, not a curated record. The coding region runs from base 261 to 866 and encodes 201 amino acids. Gene Ontology annotation, biological process: regulation of neurogenesis; anterior/posterior pattern specification; regulation of transcription by RNA polymerase II. NCBI's taxonomy places the organism in Eukaryota, Metazoa, Chordata, Actinopteri, Perciformes, Percidae. Gene Ontology annotation, cellular component: nucleus. Gene Ontology annotation, molecular function: RNA polymerase II cis-regulatory region sequence-specific DNA binding; protein dimerization activity; DNA-binding transcription factor activity, RNA polymerase II-specific.
CAUCAUCACGAACCUCCGCAUACCAGCGCUAGACGCAGGGUCCCAACGGGACCAGAUGGUCCAGACAGAGCUCCGCUCAUCUCCCAAAGGCAUCGCCCCCCUGUGUCAAACCCCCAGCACAAUGGCUUGUGUUCCCUCCCCUCUGACGCGCCGGAUCCACAUAAAUAGAAGGCUCUCCAGCUCUGCGGCACACUUCAGCUCAGCCGCUUCAAGCGCAAGUAUAUCCCCUCAAAAAAACACCGCAACAAGCAGAAAACAAAAUGAGUCCCAGCAUCACUACUGAGGCCAACCAGCUUCUCCCUGCCAGGUCCACCGUUGCCCAGAGAAAACAAGCCAACGAACUGAGAAAGACUCUUAAACCCUUGCUGGAGAAGAGAAGACGUGCUCGUAUCAACGACAGUCUCAGUCAUUUGAAAAGCCUGAUUCUUCCUCUGGUUGGCAAAGACAACGCACGCUACUCCAAGCUGGAGAAAGCUGACAUUCUGGAAAUGACAGUCCGUUUCCUCAGAGACCUUCCUUCCACUCCAGUCAAAGAUUCCGCAGAGAGUUACAGAGAAGGCUACAAAGCCUGCCUCCAGCGCGUCUCCACUCUGCUUCCCAAAACGAGCCUGGACCAAGACGCGUGUCAGCGGGUGAACGAAUUUGUCCAGCAGUCCACGUCCGCCACCGUCACCCCAACCUGCCUGAACUGCUGCGCUCAGAGCUCCAGGACUCUCCCUCAGAUCCAUAAGAGACUCCUGAGCCUCAAAUCCAGCUUCAGCUCCAGACUGGAGAGCCAGUCCCGCAGCAGCGGCGGCGCAGUGGCUCCCAGCCGAGCGCAGUCCGGCCCGCAGGCUGUCGGAGCUGCCAUGUGGAGACCUUGGUAGAUUAGAUGGACAUUGAUCUCAUGCGUGUUAUUUAUUUUGUGAUGUUAUUUAUGCUAUUUGUAUUCCAAUGACCGUAAUCUUAGCGAUUAAGAAUUGUUGGAGUUGCUGUACAAUAAUUUAAUUCAGCAUUUGGCUCCUUUACAGUUUCAUGCCAGAGAGCAAACGAGCACAGAUAGGAAAAGAAACGGAAGUCUAUGAGCUUUUUUUAAAAUGCAAUCUUCUUUGGGGUUUCAAAGAUAUGGGUUGUAGACAACACUUUUGUAAAACCCCAAGGGUUAUUUUGUUGGAAGUUUGCACGAUAUGGACUUAAAAGUAUUUUGGUCUGUGCAAAAGAAUAGUCUGUAAACACUAUGUGUUAAAUAGGAUUAUAUAGUAUUCACUGACGUUAUGUAGCCUAAGAAAAAAAAUGUUUUAUGACUCUUCAAAUGUUUUGUGACACUUGUAAUGUUUUGUCAUUGACAACAAACUUUUCAAUAA